Daktulosphaira vitifoliae (grape phylloxera) is the source of this 3485-nucleotide messenger RNA. RefSeq names its product partitioning defective protein 6 (gene par-6). The coding region runs from base 186 to 1103 and encodes 305 amino acids. Gene Ontology annotation, molecular function: protein binding. The transcript is spliced from 5 exons. NCBI's taxonomy places the organism in Eukaryota, Metazoa, Arthropoda, Insecta, Hemiptera, Phylloxeridae. The record is from RefSeq and is a predicted model, not a curated record. Gene Ontology annotation, biological process: centrosome cycle.
AGUUCCGUCGUGUAAUGUCUUUUAGGGUUUCGAUACGCCUUUUUUGAAGUGGAUUGUAAUGAAAUCGCGCAACAGGUACUUGUAAAUCGGCGAUUAUUGUUAGACAGUUUAUAAAAAUAAUUAACCAGUGGUAAUGACACGAUAUCCCGGUAGUUGACAUCGGGAGUAUACUAGGUUAUCCGACUAUGGCCAAAUUGGAAAUUAAAAGCAAAUUUGACGCUGAAUUUCGUCGAAUAUCCUUACCUAAAUCAGACGUUGGCACUUAUGAUCAAUUUCGAAGUCUUAUUGAGCGAUUGCAUAAAUUGAUUGAAGUACCAUUUGUUUUAUCAUAUACCGAUCCAAAAGAUGGUGACUUAUUACCCAUAAAUAAUGAUGAUAAUCUUGGACGUGCAGUACUAACAGCUAGACCAUUAUUAAGGAUAAUUAUUCAACGCAAAGGAGAAAGUCUAGAAGAGUUAAAUGGUUAUGGAACUUAUAAACCUCGAAAUAUAAUAUCUUCAAUUUUAGGAGGAACACCUAGUAAAGGAAAACAUUUAUGGAUAUCUAAUCCUCAAGAUUUCCGACAAGUAUCUGCGAUCAUUGAUGUAGAUGUAGUUCCAGAAACAUGUAGGCGAGUGAGAUUGCUUAAACAUGGUUCUGAGCGACCUUUAGGUUUUUAUAUUCGAGAUGGUACUAGUGUAAGAGUUAGUACAUCAGGUGUUGAAAAAGUACCUGGAAUAUUCAUAUCGAGGUUAGUUCCUGGAGGUUUAGCUGAAAGUACAGGUUUAUUGGCUGUUAAUGAUGAGGUUCUAGAAGUUAAUGGUAUUGAAGUAGCUGGAAAAACUUUGGAUCAAGUAACAGAUAUGAUGGUAGCUAAUAGUCAUAAUUUAAUUGUAACUGUUAAACCAGCAAAUCAGCGGGCAACUAUGUCAGCACCAAGGCGAGGAUCGUUAUCAAGAACGUCACAAUUAUCCAGUGGUUCACAUCAGUCAACACAUAGUGUUGCUACCACAGUUAACACUUCUGAAGAAGACGAUCAAGAUGAAGUAGUUGAUUUAACUGCUGGUUUAGCUUUACAGGCGGUUAAUGAUUCCACUUCUACUACUAUUACUUUGGACCAAUAAUUUAGAAGAUAUUCAAGGUGAAAUAACUUAAUCGUUUUGUGCCUUAAAUGAAAAAAGAGCUCAUUAUAAUAUAACUGUUAAAAAAACUAUUAGCAUUCCAAAAUGAAGCAUUAUUUUGAUGCUAUGAUUAGAGAUUGUCUUCCAUUUAAAUUUUUUAUUAUUGAAAUGUAAAUACAUAUGUAUAUAAUGUUGAAUGAAAAACAAUAAUAUGAUUCACACAUUUAUAAGUCAAGAUUUAAAAAACUUAAAUAUAAGUGAAAUUAUUAAAUCUUGUUUAAAACACUUCCUUUUUUUAGUAUACUAUAGAUUUAAAUUUGAUAAAAUUAAAGCAGUACUUAAUAUUAAUACUUAAUUAUAUUACACUAUGUUACAUAUAUAAAAAUGACAAUUAUUCAUUGUUUCAUAAUAACGUAUUUCAAGGAAAGUAUAGUUACUUUACUUAAAAAAAAAUUUUCUUAGAUAUUUUUAUUGCAAUACGUGCACAUUUAUUUGGUUUUUUGAUCUCAUUUCAAAUAAACUUCAGUAUUAAACAAGUAGUAUUAUUCAUAAUAAUUUAGAAUCUGUAUUUAAAUAUAUAACAUUCCAGCCAAAUAAUAAUUGAAAAUUCACAAUUACUGUUUCAGAUAGUUAUUCUUAUAUUAUUUACUUGUUUAGUUAAAAACAGAAAUGAGUAUAAUUCAAACUAUUAAUUGGCACAUAAAAAAAAAUCACAUUUUGGGGUUUUUUUUUAUUAUAAUAAUAUUAUUACAUGAUAAAUAGUUAUCCUAUACUAUUUUCUAAUGUAUUGUGACAAAUAAUUUGUAUGAAACAAUUUCAAUAAUAAAAAUUGUAACUUGAUACAUAAGUUGAUUUUUGUUAAAUUAUAAAAUUAAUUAGAAGUGUGAUUUUCUACACAUUUCCGUCCAAUUUAUCAUUGUUUUUUAAUGUCACAUAUUUAAUAUUUAUAAGUAUUAAAGGUUUAUCUAUAAAAAAUAAAUAACAUAUAAUAUAAAUUGUUUUCUUUUAUAAACCAACCAAAUUGUAUAGAUUAUUACUAUAUACAUGUUAUUAUAUAUUUUUAAUUAAUUUAGUAUUCAUAUUAGUUAAAUUUAUUAAGUAAGAAAAACUAUUAAAAGUGUCAUUUUUAUAUUCUAAUUAAUUUUUAUAUAUAUAUUUUUUUAUCAAUAAAAAUAUAUGAAUAACUUCUUACAUUAACAGGAAUAACUUUUGAUACAUAUGAACUAUUUGUGAUACUUAAAUUCUAAAUAUGUUGAAAAUUAACUUAAUAUACUUAUUGAUAAAUAGUCAUAUGUUUCCAUAAUUCUAUUUCAAUUAUAAAUACUUAUUUUUAAUUUUUCAAUAUAAUCAACUGUAUUAGUUGUAAUAUAUAUUAUAUAUACUUUAGCACUGGCUGAAUAAUUAUUGUAUAAUUAGCCUAAAUAAUUGUCUUUGUUUUAAUUUAUUAUUAACUAAAAUAUUUUCCAUUCAAUUUCAGUAUUUCAUUUUUGUUUUUAAAAGUAAAAUGCUCAAUCUUAAUAUACUGGAAAUGUAUCUUAGUUCUUUUUCAAAAAAAAAAAAGUACUGAGAUACACUUCUCAGUUCACUUUUGUAGUUAAUGUUCAAUGUGUAUUCAUUGAAACAAAUAAUGUUUAUUCAAAUGUUUAGAAGGAUUAAUAAUUUUCACUAUACUACCUUUUUAAUAAUUUUAUUAAACAAUGUUGUUAUAUUUUUACAUUAGCAGAAUUAAUAACUUAAUUAUAUUUUUUAAUUUUGCCAACAGUGUUAGGCAUGUUCUAUACGAUCUCUUCUGACCAAUUGUCAAUUUUUAAAAGCUUUAUUAAAAUUUAUUUUUAAAAAUAGUUUUAUCAUAAUAUAAAUGUACUUAAAACACAUUGAAAUAAAUAUUUCUGUUAUACCACUACAUAAGUUAUAUGCGAGAUCCAUGGAGUUUGUAUAUUAAAAUUUUUUGUAAAUAUGACAUUGUUUAUUAGUUAAUAAUUUAAAUUAACUUAUAACUCAUGUAUAAUAAACAUGUAUUCAUUAUACUUAUAUAUUUGAUAUUAUCAUUAAACAGUUUAAAGUUAGACUCAUUAAUUUAUCUACAUUACUUUUUAAUAUUUGUGUAAGUUGUAUUGCCUUUUGUUUAUUAUGAUAUUUUAUGUAUCAAGUUUAACUCAAAUGAUAUAUGUAUUAUUAUUAUUAUUUAUUUUUAAUUGGUAUAUUAUUUCCAUAUGAAUUAUUAUUUAUGUUCUAUUUGAUAUGAUUAUUGCAUUAUUGAUUUUGAUUUAUUAUAAUUUAGUCAAUACUAUUAAUGUUGGGUAUUUAUGCAGUCGAAUUUAUCAGACUUUUAUCUUUCUAUGUACUGUUAUAAUAUAAUAAUAAAAUGAAGAUGUUAUCUUCAUU